Chaetomium globosum CBS 148.51 is the source of this 429-nucleotide messenger RNA. RefSeq lists its product as uncharacterized. The transcript is spliced from 2 exons. NCBI's taxonomy places the organism in Eukaryota, Fungi, Ascomycota, Sordariomycetes, Sordariales, Chaetomiaceae. The record is from RefSeq and is a predicted model, not a curated record. Bases 1 to 429 code for a protein of 142 amino acids.
AUGGCCCCUCAACAAACGUUUUAUAAGUCAGGCCACGGCAAAGGGAACAACUCCCCCCCGCCACCUCCCGCCGACUCUCCGGACCCGAGCCCCAACCCGUCUCCACCUCCAUCUCCUCCCCCCCCUCCAAAGCCGACCCCCGAUCCACAGCCCGUAUCAAACGCCAACUCACCUUCAGCCCCCGACCCCACGCCGUCGCCCUCACCAGCUCCCACCUCCACAGUCUACCUCUCCGUCACAAUCACAUCAACAACCACCAAAACAAGGCCACUCACACCCCCCGCCACAACCCUCCACACCCUCACAAUACCAACCACAACAUCGCCCACCACACUCCCAACCGCCCCAAUCAGAACAGAACCAACGCCCCCACCAACCACGACCACCACCGCUGACCUCCUCGACUCGGGCAACAUCACCACUAGCUAA